AUGUCUGGCCGCGGCAAGGGAGGAAAGGUGAAGGGCAAGGCGAAGUCCCGCUCGAACCGCGCCGGGCUGCAGUUCCCGGUGGGCCGAAUCCACCGUCUCCUGCGUAAGGGGAACUACGCUGAGCGCGUCGGAGCGGGGGCUCCGGUCUACCUGGCCGCCGUCAUGGAGUACCUGGCGGCCGAAGUGCUCGAGUUGGCCGGAAACGCGGCGCGCGACAACAAGAAGACGCGCAUCAUCCCGCGCCAUCUGCAGCUGGCCAUCCGCAACGACGAGGAGCUGAACAAGCUGCUGUCGGGCGUGACCAUUGCCCAGGGCGGAGUGCUGCCCAACAUCCAGGCCGUGCUGCUGCCGAAGAAGACCGAGAAGAAGGCUUAAGGCCGCUUCACACUGCUUCCGUUUGACGACACACCUCAGGCCGAAAUCUAUUAAAAACGCCCUUUUCAGGGCGACGGAAUCUGUACCAAAAAGAGAACUUCCGACAACGCUUCU
This is a messenger RNA of Anopheles bellator, 489 nucleotides long. RefSeq names its product histone H2A. Bases 1 to 375 code for a protein of 124 amino acids. Gene Ontology annotation, cellular component: nucleosome. Lineage: Eukaryota; Metazoa; Arthropoda; Insecta; Diptera; Culicidae. The record is from RefSeq and is a predicted model, not a curated record. The transcript has a single exon. Gene Ontology annotation, molecular function: structural constituent of chromatin; protein heterodimerization activity; DNA binding.